ACUUUACAUAGCAGUCUUUUGAACCUACCGUAGUUAGAUUCCAGCAUGAGGAAAUGCUUGCUCUGUGGCUGGGAACUGAAAAGGGCGAGCGGUGCUGGUGAGCUUGACGAAGCAGACGAGGUCGCUCGAAAGUUUGAGAUCUGCUCCCACUGUGAGAAUGAGGCUGCUCAGCUCGAUGAAGCAGAAAAAUCGGCGUUGAGGAAGUUGCAGACCAUCCAGAAAUCCUUUGAGGUGUGGAGCUGGGACAAGGAAUCGGUCAGCAAGGUUAGCUCUCUCCCACAGGAACAGCCUGCGAGGAUCUUUCCAGGGAUUCCUUUGUACCUGGGAGAUUUGAGCGAUGCAUUUGACGUGCAGAAUCUUAGGAAGCUGGGAAUUGGCUGCGUGGUGAACCUAUGUGCUGACAAGAUCCAAGGGGAUUAUAAAGGUCUUCCCCAACGGCUUGCGCGGGCAAGAAUACAUCAACUGAUCAUGGUGGCAGAUGAUGCUCGGAACUUCGACAUCAUCAGCGUAGCUGAGAACUGCCAGACAGCCGUUCACUCUACGCUACAGUCACCCAACGGCAGAAAUGGUGUUCUGAUUCACUGCUGGGCUGGUUGCAAUCGGAGCGCUGCGGUGGCAGUGGCAUUCUUGGUCACACAGUACAGAGUGCCUCUCUUUGCUGCUGUCUCUCAGACGAUGCAGAUGAGGGGCCAGAUUUUGACCAACCAAUCGUUUCGGAAACAAUUGGUGUGCCAUUGUUGGAAGAAUGGCUUUGACUUGGAAGGUGAGAACGUCCCUCGCUGGCUUCUGCAAAAGCCGGAAUCUGAGCGGUGCGACGAUGUCGCUUGCAGUGAUCCGGAGAAGAGACAUCGUCGCAACCCGCCUGCAGACACCCCUGCUCAUGGCCUUCGCUUCGCAGUGCGAGAAGGAUGUUUGAAAUGUGUGAAGUACUACAUUGAACAAGGAGUGGAUCCAGAAACCAAAGGGCAGAAGUAUUCAGCCCUGGACUGGGCCACCUGGAAGCUUGACAGAGGCAAUGAGGAUUACAACCUAUACAGAACCAUUUUUGACUGUUUGAAGGAGGGACGAGUUGCCGACGCAGGUGAGCUUCAGAGACCGUGACGCGGCUGAUUUUGCGUGCUACGAAGCUCGGUGUGUCGACCCAAUGUGGAAC
Molecule: messenger RNA, 1153 nt
Organism: Durusdinium trenchii
Lineage: Eukaryota; Dinophyceae; Suessiales; Symbiodiniaceae
Source: the annotation of a GenBank genome assembly